AUGGAGAAUCUAGAGGAUGGAGAAAUAAGUGGCUCGGAUUCAGAGCCAGAAAUGCAUUCAGAUGACCGGCAGCAGAUGCCUUCUGCAGGAGCUUUUUCCACCCAGCACUUCCAGCUAGCUGCCACCAGCUACCGUAGCUCCAUUGCAAGCAACUCGAGCGACGGCGACUCGGAGGAAGAGGCUGCAUUGUGCAGGCGAAAACGUCAGAAGUGCACCAAUGUUCCUCCGCCUGUGCCUCCAGCAGCUUUCGGAGGUUCCGGCGCUGUCGCAGGACCUCCACGCCGCAAAGUGAACAACAUCUGGGGCUCUGUGGUGCAGGAGCAAAGCCAGGAGGCUGUCGCAGCUGAGCUCGGCAUCAUGGGAAUGGAGGGGGGCAUCACUAUGGACAGCCGCCAGUGUGAGACCUACAACUACUUACUGGCACGUAAGCUGAUGGAAAAGGAGAAGCAGGAGGAGGAGCAGGGCAUGGAGACCAUGCUGGAUGGGCAGCUAGAGCAUUACAUGCAGCACGGAGCACAGGAAGAGAAGAGUGAUGGCCAUCUGAAGAGGAAGAGGUCAGUCAAGGAACGACUGGGUCCUAGAGCUGAGAUGGACUUUAAAGGGCAGUAUGAGAUCAUGGUGGACGACCCUGAAGAUAAAAUGAUUGAUGAAAUAACACAAAGGUGA
Pangasianodon hypophthalmus (striped catfish) is the source of this 666-nucleotide messenger RNA. Its product is annotated as phosphorylated adapter RNA export protein. The transcript has 2 exons. The record is from RefSeq and is a predicted model, not a curated record. Gene Ontology annotation, biological process: snRNA export from nucleus. Gene Ontology annotation, cellular component: nucleus. The coding region runs from base 1 to 666 and encodes 221 amino acids. NCBI's taxonomy places the organism in Eukaryota, Metazoa, Chordata, Actinopteri, Siluriformes, Pangasiidae.